This is a messenger RNA of Folsomia candida, 1828 nucleotides long. Its product is annotated as RYamide receptor. Gene Ontology annotation, cellular component: membrane. Gene Ontology annotation, biological process: G protein-coupled receptor signaling pathway. The transcript is spliced from 4 exons. The coding region runs from base 28 to 753 and encodes 241 amino acids. The record is from RefSeq and is a predicted model, not a curated record. Gene Ontology annotation, molecular function: peptide binding; G protein-coupled receptor activity. NCBI's taxonomy places the organism in Eukaryota, Metazoa, Arthropoda, Collembola, Entomobryomorpha, Isotomidae.
GUCAACCCGGUUUUAUCUCGGAUAAACAUGACCAAACUCCGAAUUCGGAGGAUGCUGGUGGCUGUAUGGGUCAUCCCGUGUCUCCUGGCUGCACCAAAUCUCCAUCCAGCCAAGUCAGUGUCAAAUUCCCUUUUCUCCAGGUUUGGAGAAUUCACCAGAGUAACCUGCUUUGACGGGUUUUCCGACGCUUUUAGAUUCUACUAUUUUAUGACGCUUUUCGUCCUUGUGUACCUAAUUCCUCUUGGGCUUAUCGCCGUGACAUGUUUUCGCAUAGCGUCCGAGUUAUUAAAGAAACUUCCCUCGGAAGCUGGAGGAGUCACCUUCGAACUUGGGAGGAGAAAGGUAGCGAAAAUGGUCCUUGUCGUGGUUUUUUCUUUUAUCGUUUGCUGGAGCCCAUACUUCAUCGUAACAGCAGUGAGUCAAAUUCAGACUGAGAACUUUCUCCACUUUGGCCAGUAUUUUUUCACCAUGCUUCUCAUUAAUUUACUCGCCUUCGCCCAUUCUUGCGUCAACCCUUUCAUAUAUUUUGCAAUGAGUGCCAGGUUUCGGAAGGGAUUUCUCCACCUCAUUCACUCUUUCUACAAUUGUUCCCAUAAGUAUGCCCGCCCACCAGAAAAUAUCCAGUUAUCAAUCCUCCGCAAUGGAAGGACUGUCACGAGAUUGGCAAGUCUUCCAACUUCGCCAUUUUUACUUACUUCCCGAAGAAUUGCAAAUUCCGAGAGGUCAGCGAGAAAUUUUUGGAGGACAGUGUAAAAUUGUACUUUUUGCUGAAAAAGCUUAAGGGUUCUGUCGAAUUUGGUCCGUUGUCCGGACAACUUGGAUAACAGAAAACAUGGCCAACCUACAACAUAGAUUUGUCUCAACAACGAUACAACUUGGACAGUUUUUUCUUGACAACUUGUCAACAACGGACAGCUAAUUUUUUCCCCUUUAAACGGACAAAUGAACGACGCUGAACUAUGGUUUCUGUCUCCUUCAUGAUGAAAUAUCAAAAAAAUCAAAUAUCUUAUUUGCAUGUCAUGUAUACAUAUUUAUAUAUAAAUGUAUGUAUACUUUACGUACGUAUAUAUGAAUUUUGUAUGAAUUUUGAGUUUUUUGUGUGAAUAACAUACGUACACGUAUGUUACAAAUGUACGUAUGUAUGGGUUAUAUUAAGCUGUACAUCAUAUGUAUAGGCUACAAAAUUAAAUGACAAGUCUGCCGUUAUUUGCUUUAUGUAUCAUCAAAUUAUUGUAGUAUCUGUAAGAUCUUUCUCGUCUAAUCUAAGUCAAAUUUUCAUUCGUUACAAAGAAAAGUACUCACAAAGUAAAAUUGGUCUUGAUUAAAACUCGCGACUUGUAUGAGUUCAUACAUUGACCUUACGACAGAAAUACAACAGAAGUUCGACGGAAAUACAUACUUAGGUACGUAUACAGAUAUUGGAGAAGCCGUACUUUUGUGAGCUUGUUAACUUUCCUUUGUGUGGAUAUCAAUAGAAAAUAAUAAAAUCUGAGACAUAUGCAAUAGAAGAAAAAAUUGCAAUUCGCUGUGCAGCAAGAUGCAAAAUUCGAACUUUCACAUUACUUCCACGUAACUCAAAGAUUAAAACACACUGCACGUGAACAGAAUGUAAUCAAAACAGUGUAUCUUGCAAAACUGAGUAACUCGUAUGCAAAUCUUGAAUAUAUUGCAGUGAAACAUUUAUUUAUAAGUAUUUAUGUACUUCACUUACAAAUUUCAACAUAUAGAUAAUAUAGUUUUAAGGAGUUCACUUUAAUAUUGGAAAUAGCAGAUAAAUAUUUGUUCUGAAUUAACGAUUAAUAAAUAAUUAAGAUUUGUGAAGUCCAGA